Miscanthus lutarioriparius is the source of this 1911-nucleotide messenger RNA. NCBI's taxonomy places the organism in Eukaryota, Viridiplantae, Streptophyta, Magnoliopsida, Poales, Poaceae. The record is from the annotation of a GenBank genome assembly.
AUGGGAGAAACGCAGCAGGGGGGUUCAUCGUCUUCUGGGACUGGGAGUGGUGAAGGCGGCAAACAGGAGCUACCAUGGAAAGCCUAUGCGAAGGUGGAAGCCAAGCAUCACAACAAUGGCGAAUGCAUCCCCGUGAUGGUAAGGGUAUCGGGGGUCAGGGAGAAGAGAGGCCCCAUGGACGUUGUCGUCGUCCUGCACGUCCGCAGGGACAAAGACAACAACUUAAAUGCCCCCAAGAACUGGAGAGAGCUGCUUAAGCAAGCCAAUACCGUUGCUGCGAGUCUUCAUGACGAGGACCGGCUCGCCGUCGUCCCCGGCGCAUCAACCUUGACGCCAGCAUGGAGAUUCCUACCUCCGCAGAUUGAAAAUUUUUCACCAGCCAUGUAUAGGGAUACAUCGCUGGUGACAGCCUUGGAACUUGCUGAGUCGAUCUUACUUGGUCGGGAACACGAGCAAAAGAUGAGGCGCGCUGGACACAUUAUUGUGAUCUCCAACAGCAACGAUGGCAUGGGCAGCCUGGUCCCUUAUAGGCACCGCUAUGUCCGCCACGCCUUUGGCUUUCGCGACGCGCACAACACGAGGACCAUGCAAAGUCUGUGCACUAGUAUCCGCAACUGCACCUACUCUGUGUUGGAUGACGAGCAGGGGACCAUCACCUCCGCAGUAGCCGCCGUGCCAACGGAGGUGAAGCUCAAGUGCGAGCAGAAGGUCCUUGUCGCUGCCAUUGAUACGCCCGGAGUGAGGCACUUCAUCUCCUACGACAAGAAGGUUGGCCUGGUUUGGCCUCCCGCCCAUCUCGCUGCCGAGCCCUUCAAGUUUGUGGUCUACCUUGCAAACCUGCCGCUCCGCUGCAGCGACGACGACUUGCACAGGCUGUUCAGCAUUCAGGCAAAGUACAAGUACGGCGGCGGCGACGACGUGUCGUCGUCACCGCCGGUUCACAAGGUCGCCGUGCGGGUGGUCACCAGGCAAAACAACGUCCGUGAAUCCAAGGAGGUGGCAGCAGAGAUGGUGAGGACCCAGGCUGUCAAGAUCGUCGCCGACAUGCUCGCAAUAGAUAAAAUGGACUGGGAGCAGCUCCACAGGGCCGCUGAGUCUCUGAGGGAAAAGUGGAAAAAACUCAAGGAAACCGAUCAUUGCUACAAGGAGGUUGCUGCUGGCGACGACGACGGCGUCAUAUGUGGGCUUUCUGCGGACAUCUACGAGAUGGAGAUGCGUCUCUUCAACAACUACUUCUGGCAGGAGUACAUGCUCUCCUGGCACUCACACCAACGCUGGCAGCUGCCUAUUCCACGGCCAUUCAUGGACAAGCAACCCACCAGGAAUCAACAUCUCCUGGUGGUCGAUCCUGUCGUUGUCCCAUCCCCAGCUGGUGAGGCGCCUGGUGAAGAAGGCCUCCUUCCAGUGCUGGUGCGUGUCAUGGCAUCGGAGGUGGGGUUGGCAAUGGAGAAGCGCGUGCCGGUUGACCUUGUCGUCAUGGUCGACGCCGGCUACGGGGCCAAGGAGAUGGAGGAGACACUUGAGAAGAGACGGAAGCUGCUCAGCAAGGCCAAAGACUUGGAGGAGCAGCACAACUAUGCCAAUCAAAUGGACGAAGAAAUUGAGAGGGUGAAGUACAGGGCUAGAAAAAGGCUGGACGUGAUCACCACGGCCAUUGAGCUGGUUCAGAAAAAGCUUAGCGCCAAGGACCGGCUUGCCAUCAUUUGCGCCCAAUUCCCUGACACUGAACCUGAAGCUGGCCUCUUGAAGAUGUCUACACGAGGACAGUGGCAGACCAACGCCAAGCUGAAAAAAUUCAUGGGGAAGCUGAUGGAGUUGAGUGAAGCCAGCAGGAAGAUUCCAGCUGAAAACAAGCCAAAAUUAUCCAAGGCCCCCAAUUCUUUACGUGCAACUCGUUCUCACACAAAGUGA